This is a messenger RNA of Megalops cyprinoides (Indo-Pacific tarpon), 7528 nucleotides long. RefSeq names its product microtubule-associated serine/threonine-protein kinase 3-like. The transcript has 27 exons. The record is from RefSeq and is a predicted model, not a curated record. Gene Ontology annotation, molecular function: protein binding; ATP binding; magnesium ion binding. Gene Ontology annotation, biological process: intracellular signal transduction; peptidyl-serine phosphorylation. Bases 357 to 4304 code for a protein of 1315 amino acids. NCBI's taxonomy places the organism in Eukaryota, Metazoa, Chordata, Actinopteri, Elopiformes, Megalopidae.
CCUGGCGUCGUUAACUAAAGAAGGAAACCUUCGAAAUUUACUGCGAUGUGAUGCUAUAUUAGCAUGAUGAAGCACACAACCUUUCGUUUAUCAUACUGUAGGAAGCCUGGAUGAGCCGCCGGCAAAAGUAAAGCGAUGACGCCAUUGGUGUGGCUAACUUGCGACAGUUUUACCACGGCGAUGGAGUUUGGAGAGGACUACCCGGGCCAGUGCGCCUGCUUUCGGCUUCCCUGUGCGCUUCCAUGCCUGUCUCGGUAUCAUUAGCUACAAGCUAUUGACUAGCUGCUGGGAAGACAAACAAAUUAUCCUCUUUUUGGACCGAAACUACUGCUGCAUUGCGCUCAAAGAAACUCAUCAUGUCUGACCCAAAUUACUGGACGGUAUUACCCAGUUACAAAACUCAGUUUGUGACGGGAGCUAUGCUAAAGCGAUCAAAAAGUUGCCGUAGCAACAAGAGGAGGAGUCUGGUUGUGGGGACUUCGUCCCCCACCCUCCCGAGGCCUCUCUCCCCCCUCCUGCUGGCUCCAGCAGCUAGCAGUCCCCUGGACAGCCCCAGGAAUGCUCCUGCCAGCGCGGCCGUCAGCUUCCCCUUCGCUCGCAGCCAAGUGGCUCGCACAGACAGAGCCGAGGGACGAAGGUGGUCGCUGGCGUCCCUCCCCUCGUCCGGCUAUGGCACCAAUCCGCCCAGCUCUACCGUGUCGUCCUCGUCGUCCUCUCAGGAGCUGCUGUCCCAGCUGCCGUCCCAGCCCACCCCGGAGGAGCUGCACUUCCUCUUCAAGCAGUUCCGCAGCACGGAGAGCGUGCAGGACGAGGAGGCGCGGCCUCCCGCCCCCCUGCGCCCCCGAUCCCGCAGCCUCAGCCCUGGUCGGACAAGCAGCUCGUUUGACAAUGAGGUCAUCAUGAUGAAUCAUGUGUACAGAGAGAGGUUUCCCAAGGCCACAGUGCAGAUGGAGGAGCGGCUGCAGGAGAUUUUGACACAGUGCUCCCCGGACAGUGCGGUCCCCUUGGCGGACGGCGUGCUGGGCUUCAUCCAGCACCAGCUGGUGGAGCUCGCCCGUGACUGCCUGGACAAGUCCCGCAAGGGCCUGGUCACCUCGCGCUACUUCCUGGAGCUGCAGGACAAACUGGACAAGCUGCUACACGAGGCAUUCGAGCGCUCGGAGAGUGAGGAGGUGACCGUCAUCAAGCAGCUGGUGAAGAAGAUCCUCAUAGUCAUCUCCCGGCCAGCCAGGCUCCUCGAGUGUCUGGAGUUUGACCCGGAAGAGUUCUACCACCUUCUGGAGGCUGCGGAGGGUCAUGCCAAAGCUGGCCAGGGCAUCAAGACCGACAUCCCCCGUUACAUCAUCGGCCAGCUGGGUCUGACGCGGGACCCCCUGGAAGAAAUGGUUCAGCUGGAACAGCAUGACUCUGAUCUCACCCCAGCAGCAGAAACGGACGACUCUGAGCAGAGCAGGUCGACGAGCACCCCGUCCCGCAGGAAGGCGGAGGAAGGCGACUUCGAGACCAUCAAGCUGAUCAGCAACGGGGCAUACGGGGCGGUGUACCUGGUGCGGCACCAGGAGACCCGGCAGCGCUUCGCCAUGAAGAAGAUCAACCGGCACAACCUGAUCCUGCGGAACCAGAUCCAGCAGGCCUUCGUGGAGCGGGACAUCCUCACCUUCGCCGAGAACCCCUUCGUCGUCAGCAUGUUCUGCUCCUUCGAGACGCGCCGCCACCUCUGCAUGGUCAUGGAGUACGUGGAAGGGGGCGACUGUGCGACCCUGCUGAAGAACAUGGGCCCCCUGCCUGUGGACAUGGCCAGGAUGUACUUUGCAGAGACGGUGCUGGCGCUGGAGUACCUGCACAGCUACGGCAUCGUGCACAGGGACCUCAAACCCGACAACUUGCUGAUCACCUCCAUGGGUCACAUCAAGCUGACGGACUUCGGUCUGUCUAAGAUCGGCCUGAUGAACAUGACCAACAACCUGUACGAGGGGCACGUGGAGAAGGACACCAGGGAGUUUGUGGACAAACAGGUGUACGGGACGCCGGAGUACAUCGCCCCGGAGGUGAUCCUGCGCCAGGGCUACGGCAAGCCGGUGGACUGGUGGGCCAUGGGCGUCAUCCUGUACGAGUUCCUGGUGGGCUGCGUGCCCUUCUUCGGAGACACACCCGAGGAGCUCUUCGGGCAGGUGGUCAGCGACGACAUCGCGUGGCCGGAGGAGGACGACGCUCUGCCGUCUGACACUCAGGACCUGAUCACCCGGUUGCUGAGGCAGAGUCCACUGGAGCGCCUCGGGACAGGGGGCGCUGCUGAGGUGAAGCAGCACCUCUUUUUCCUGGGCCUGGACUGGAACGGCCUGCUUCGCCAGAAAGCGGAGUUUGUUCCACAGCUCGAGGCUGAGGAUGACACCAGCUAUUUCGACACUCGCUCAGAACGUUACCACCAUCUGGGCUCCGACGAAGACGAUGAAACCAACGAUGAAGGGUCUUCUCUCGAGCUCAGCCAGCUGUCAUCCUGGUCAUCUUGGUCAAACCGCUUCAGCAAGGUGUACAGCAGUUCCGAGCACCUGGCCACGCCCUCGAACCUGAGCCAGUCCUCCACAGAGCGCAGCCGCAGCGAGGAGAAGGACGAGCGCUGGGACAGGGAGGGGCCGCGGGAGGGAGGCGGGGACGAGGAGGCGCAGCAGAGGGAGAAGGGAAGCCUGCGGCCCAGGGCCUUGUCCAGCUGCUCGCGGCGCGAGAGGGACAGCAGCCAGCUGACACACAGCGCCCCCCACAGCCUGGAGGCCAUGCCGCGCUUCACUGUCUCCACUGAGGACGAGGCAGUGGUGCCCAGCUUUCAGAGGAUUCGGCUCCGCAGCAACAGCAUGGGGUCCAAACGCUCCCGGACCCGGGACCAGGGGGGUCUCCGCCGCAUGGGUCACCAGCUGGAGACACCCGAAAAAGCCGGGGGUCCGUCCAGAGGAAGGGUCCCCAAAUCUGCCUCUGCCACCGCCCUGUCACUCAUUGUGACAUCAGAUGACAUGGGGGGCAGUCCUCCAGGCUCCGCCUACGCACACUCCCUCUCCUCCAACCCCUCCUCCCGGGACUCCUCCCCCAGCCGAGACCCCUCCCUCGGCGUCAGCAGGCUCCGCCCACCCAUAGUCAUCCACAGCUCGGGGAGGAAGUACGGCUUCACGCUGCGCGCCAUCCGCGUCUACAUGGGAGAGAGCGACGUCUACACCGUGCACCACAUGGUUUCGCGUGUGGAGGAGGGCAGCCCCGCCCACGAGGCGGGACUGAGGGAGGGUGACCUCAUCACCCACGUGAAUGGGGAGUCGGUGCGCGGGCUGGUCCACACCGAGGUGGUGGAGCUGCUGCUGAAGAGUGGCAAUAAGGUGACGCUGCAGACGACCGCGCUGGAGAACACGUCCAUCAGGGUGGGCCCCGCCCGGAAGAGCAGCGGCCGGGGCAAGAUGGCGCGCCGCAGCAAGAAGAACAGGAAGAGGGACGGCCAGGACAGCCGGCGCCGCAGCAUGCUGAAGAGGCUGUCAAAGCAGAGCAGCGUAUCUCAGACGAGCCGCGGCGUCUCCUCCAGCCUACGCCACUCCCUGUCCUCCAGCGAGAGCAGCCCGGGUUCCCCCACCCCCAGCGCCUCCCCGGGACCCCCCACACCCUGCCUCAGCCCCGCCCCCGACCACCCCUGGGAUACCAGCUCCCCGCUGAGCUCAUCGCCGUGUUCGAGCUCUCCGAGCUCCCCCGCGGCACGGGCGCGACCCAGCACCCUGCAGGGCCUGGGGUCCAAGCUGAGCAGCCAGCGCUUCUCCCGCGCAGCCCGCUGCAAGUCCGCCGGCAACAUCCCCCCCUCCCCGCUGGCUUGCACCCCGUCCCCUGCCCCCCCGUCGCCCCCCAGAGCUGCCCGCUCCUUCCACGGCCGGACGCCGUCGCCCCCGGCGACCUGGCGGCACACGGCGCGGUCCUGCAGCGCGGAGGCGGCGAGCGAGCCGAGCCCUGCCCCCAGGCGCAGGGAGAGGGGCGGAGCGCGGGCUGACUCAGAGGGCGAGGGGGCGUGUGGGGGCGUGUCCCCCGUGGUGGUGAGGAGGCGGGACCUGACAGAGCGCCGCGACUCCUUCAGGAAGCAGGAGGCGGUGCAGGAGGCCAGCUUUGAUGUGUCGGGAAGCCCCGCCCCCGUCCCCGCCCACAGCAGGCGGCACUUGUUCAGGGCGGCGUGGAUCACGGCUGCGUGGCCCCAGCGGCAUGCGGAAGCUGAGGGGAGGGGCGCGGCCCCACCCCGAAUCACCCUGCAGGGGUCCGGUUCCGAGGAGCAGGGGGAGCAGCAGUGAGCCAAUCAGAGACCAGACCCUGAGGGCGGCACUGACUAAGAUGGGGGAGUGACCAAACGGGAGUGACCACUCCCCCCGGGGAGCUGCUCAGAGCUGGCCGGCAGGACAGGGGCGUGGCCCACAGAACCAAAGGGGCAGUGCGAGUGGAUACAGGCGGAGUUUCGGAGGAAACUCAAAGGAAGAAAGUCAUAGGAAUGCAUCCGCUUCCGUAGUGUUACACUCCACAGGAUGAAAGCGUUUUUAGAUGCAUUUUACGGCCCCUAAGGGAAACAAAUUUUGUUUUAAUUUCUCCAGCUCUGACAGUUUAAUUUCCAAUAAUGUAUGUUGAAUGCGUUUGACUGGGUCAAGCAGGUGAAGUUUUCAGUUACUGCGGUGGUCUCACCUCAGACUGAAAGGUUUGGCUGAGAGGUGCAUUUGUGAGUACGAUGAUGGAGCAUUUCUGCUGAGCUUGCAUGGGGGGGAGGAGUUAAGCUUGACUCAGUCUAAUAUGUAAAUACUUUGUAAAUACAGUAGCUCCUGGUAAGGUUUGCUCUGGGAGUGGACACCGCAUAUCUUUUGAGAACUCUGCAGAUGAUCUAGGUCUUAGACAGAGGUAUUCAGACAGGGCUAAAUGAUUUUAAUGAAACCAAAUGUAAACUUUAGAUUUUAGCAUUUAUUCCUUUUAAUUCUGGAAGGGCUCCAUAUUUUUGCAGGGAGUGCUGACUACUUUAUUAUUUUUUUUAAACGAUACAGUUGUGUACACUGAAAGGUAUCUCUGCCUCACAAAUGCUUUUCAGCAGUACUAUACUGUCUCCUUUAAAAGCAUACCUCUGGUAGUUUACCUUCAUGUUUUUGUGCUAAAAACAGGGUUUUUGUUAGGAUAUUGCGCUGGGUAACUAUGGACACAUGUUCAGUGUUUCAGUGGGUCAGUGUUUUACAUCCAUUCUUGGUUCCAGAUGUUGCAGGGUCGAGCUUGCUUCAGAAGGUUUUGCCUGUAUUUGUCAGGGGUAAAACCCUAAAAAAUUAAAUGUGUUGCCUCUUGUCCUCUAUCCCACUCUCAAAAUGAGAAAUACAUUUACCAAGAAUUUCCGAAAGACUUACUGUGGAGGAAAGAGGGUCUACAGAACAUCCAUUUCAGCUCAGUCUCUCACUGGAGUAUGACACUUGUUGUAAAAUUAAUAUCAUUUAUGUUGACUAAUGCAUUAGUAAUAAUCUAGAGCAGUAAUACCCUCAGUUAAUGCCAGUGCAAGUGUAGGAGUUUAAAGUAAGAUGAUUUCUUUUGGCAUGAUCUGUGCUUUUGCACCAAUAACUUGAUGGUGUUCAUACUCAAACAUGAUGUAGAAUCUUUUAAAAACACUGAUUUGUUGCCUUCCUGAAGUUAGCUGCCCAUGUCAUCUCGUCUGUGUACCCCUCCCUGUCCUCUGACCCCCCCCCUCCAAGAGCAGUUUACUGCUCACAGUUUACCCCCGCUCUCUCUGUGUAUUACUUGAAAGCGAUCGACGUGUGCGUCUUUGUACUGUACGUGCGUUUCCCUGGUGAUAUUUUCAAAUGGUUGCUGAUUUGUUGUAGUGUUUUUGUGCCUUGUAAUCUGACUAAACUUGACGUGAUGCUCUGAGUAGCCCUGCUGACCCUGCUGGUCUGAGCGAGAGUGUGAAACGGACCCCGGGUGAGGAGAGAGGGGACCAAAGUCUUUAAGCAGGACGCCUGUCAGGGCAUCAGCACUCCAUUUUAUUCAGCCUUAGAACGUUCUCUGAAAAUAAGCACCAGUGCAGUUUUUGUGAUCUCUGGGCCUGCCGUUACAUGUUGGGCCUGCCUUGCGUGACACCUGCUCGUCCCUCAGUACAGUAACAGAUUGUGUGCCAAAUGAGCAGGUGAAGCAGCCGCCGCUUCUGAGCGCUUGGCGUUUGCACAUGCGUUGUCUCAGUUCAGAGCGCAGUGUUCACCAGCCUAAUUUACAUCUGGUCAGCAAGACUGAAGUCCAUUAGGCGUUUAUUGAGGUUUUUAAAUGGAUUGGCCAAAUAUCAAAAAGUACACUGAACACUUCAAAAAACGAAAGACACUGGAAUUUAGUUGGACUGUGGGAUGGAGGUGUACAGAGGGUCUGAUGAACUCACUGACUGUAACAUUAGAAAGUGUUUACACUGUUAGUAAUGAAGCAAGAGCUUCUGUAAACAAUCCUAAAAAAUAGCUUUUUUGUUCCUUCGUGAUUCCACUUCAUAAAAUGUAUCCUGCAGUGUGGUUCUUGUACAGCAAUUUCUGCAUCUGACUAUUGGACCAGAAGCAAUUUUUUUUCCCCCAAAGACAUUGUCAUUAAUCAUUGUAUUUGUGUUUUUUUUUUCUUUUAGUUUUCAGUUUUGGAAAGUCUGUUUUAUUCAAACUGCAUGGCACCAGUGUGUGUAAUACUUGACUGCACAGCAUUCUGGGACAGUCACCCAGCCUGCAGUAGUCAGUGUGUCGCUUGUGUAUAAGCACACCUGUGUGCUCCCCUCAUCCUCGUACCCUGAACCCUGUUUCCCAGCUCUGGUUGUGGGGGCAGGUGUGUUUCACCUGAGCUUGCUGUUCGUUUGGGUCAUUUAAGCUGCUAAUUCUGUUUUACCAUGACCAGGGCCAGACAAAAAACACACUCAAACUUGCUGCUUCUGCAAGCUGUUGCCGUGGAGUCAUGUCACUGUGGACACUUCAUUCAUUUCCAUUUUAACUGUGUCACUGCAAAUUCACUUCUCACGUCUGAAUCGCCGUUUUUUUUUGGUUUGUUUUUUUACGCUCUUUUGGCCUGUUUGUUUUUGGGCACGGAGCUGGGUGUGUGCGAUUGGGGAAUGAUAUGGGAAUAUGGACAAUUUCUGACCAGUAAGGUUCCUUUCAGAGCCAUCACUGCAUCACAGAUCACGGUUCAUCACGGUUUAUCUGAAUUAUCUCCUGCUCCUUUAUAGCAACUCGUUUGGUUCUCAAAGUUCUGUGUGUUUAUUGCACACAUCAGUAUUCACCAGUAAGUUCCAUCCUGUGUUAUAGAUGACAAGAUUAGAUAAACUGGAUUUCUGCACAUUUUUAACACAAAGCACAGUGGCUUGUUUCUUGUUUUAGGGGGAGACUGAGUGUAACUGAGAAAAUGUACAUUUUGGAGUUUGUCACUCAUUCCUUCAGUUGCAGAUCUCACAGGUCGACCAGCUUUAUUCCUACUCCAGGCUGUUGUGAGGAUGUAGGGGUUUUCUAAUUUGUUCUCUAACAGUCUUUGUGAACAAUAAAUU